UCUCUGUCACCCCCCCUCGCCCUGCGUCUCCGUCGCCCCCUCCCUCAGCCUGAGUCUCCGUCACCCCCUCCCUCAGCCUGCGUCUCGUCCCGCCCCCUCACCCUGAGUCUCCGUCACCCCCUCCCUCAGCCUGCGUCUCCGUCACCCCCUCCCUCAGCCUGCGUCUCGUCCCGCCCCAGCUUCCUGGCCGACCUCGAGGAGAACUUCGAGGAGAACAUCCUGUGCUUCGACGUCUGCGGGACGCUCCUCUCCCACCUGCCGGAUUUCCGGCUCGUCUACAUCCCGUACCUGACCAACCAGUCGUACCAGGACAAGACGUUCAAGAACCUGAUUAAGAAGAACCCGCAGUUCCUCCGAGUGGUGGAGUCACUCGAGGCUCACCCCGUCUGCCAGCGCCUCACCCUCAAGUCCUUCCUGAUCCUGCCGUUCCAGCGCAUCGCCCGACUGCGACUGCUGGUCCAGAACAUCCUCCAGCGGUCAGUCCGAGGGUCCGAGGAUGAGGAAAAGGCACUGAGGGCAGCGGAGGGCCUCGGGGAGGUAAGGCCGGCAUCUCCUAGGAUG
This is a messenger RNA of Hypanus sabinus (Atlantic stingray), 561 nucleotides long. RefSeq names its product rho guanine nucleotide exchange factor 5-like. Gene Ontology annotation, cellular component: cytoplasm; nucleus. Gene Ontology annotation, biological process: intracellular signal transduction; activation of GTPase activity. Gene Ontology annotation, molecular function: guanyl-nucleotide exchange factor activity. The transcript is spliced from 3 exons. The record is from RefSeq and is a predicted model, not a curated record. The annotation marks the transcript as partial. NCBI's taxonomy places the organism in Eukaryota, Metazoa, Chordata, Chondrichthyes, Myliobatiformes, Dasyatidae.